Malurus melanocephalus (red-backed fairy wren) is the source of this 5890-nucleotide messenger RNA. RefSeq names its product p21 (RAC1) activated kinase 3 (gene PAK3). Lineage: Eukaryota; Metazoa; Chordata; Aves; Passeriformes; Maluridae. Gene Ontology annotation, cellular component: cytoplasm. The record is from RefSeq and is a predicted model, not a curated record. Bases 181 to 1812 code for a protein of 543 amino acids. The transcript is spliced from 15 exons. Gene Ontology annotation, biological process: protein phosphorylation; regulation of axonogenesis; regulation of actin cytoskeleton organization. Gene Ontology annotation, molecular function: ATP binding; protein serine/threonine kinase activity.
AAGGGGAAGGAACUACUAAAGAUGAAAGCCGUCUCAGCUGUCUCAUCUGCUUUGAAGGAUUAACUCAGACCCUCCCCUGUGAUGCCACAGCUGAAGGCCCAGGGUUUCUGGAGGGUACAAACCUUUAUGAGUGUGUCUGUGCUACAGACCAGCCAGAGGAGGCUGUGAGGGCUGCUGAAGAUGUCCGAUAGUCUGGAUAUUGAAGAGAAACCUCCAGCUCCACCRUUGAGAAUGAACAGCAACAAUCGCGAUUCUUCAGCACUAAACCACAGCUCAAAACCGCUUCCCAUGGCCCCUGAGGAGAAGAACAAGAAAGCCAGGCUGCGCUCCAUCUUUCCAGGAGGAGGGGAUAAAACCAACAAGAAGAAAGAGAAAGAGCGUCCUGAGAUCUCUCUUCCUUCAGACUUUGARCACACCAUUCAUGUGGGAUUUGAUGCAGUCACUGGAGAAUUCACAGGCAUUCCAGAGCAGUGGGCCAGGCUACUACAGACCUCCAACAUAACAAAGCUGGAGCAGAAGAAGAACCCACAGGCUGUUYUAGAUGUUCUCAAAUUUUAUGAUUCCAAAGAAACAGUUAACAACCAGAAAUACAUGAGCUUUACGUCAGGAGAUAAAAGCGCCCAUGGAUACAUAGAAGCCCAUCCGUCGAGCACAAAAACAGCAUCAGAACCUCCUCUGGCUCCCUCUGUGUCUGAAGAAGAGGAUGAAGAUGAUGAAGAAGAGGAAGAUGACAAUGAACCUCCUCCUGUUAUUGCCCCACGGCCUGAACACACGAAAUCAAUCUACACACGCUCUGUUAUUGAACCUGCCGCUGCACCAGCACCAGCUAAAGAAGCCACCACACCCCAACCUGAAAACUCAAACACAAACACUCUGUACAGAAACACAGACCGACAGCGAAAAAAGUCCAAGAUGACAGAUGAGGAGAUCCUAGAGAAACUGAGGAGCAUUGUGAGUGUGGGAGAUCCCAAGAAGAAAUACACUCGAUUUGAAAAAAUUGGCCAAGGGGCUUCAGGAACUGUUUAUACAGCGAUUGACAUCGCCACAGGACAAGAGGUGGCCAUAAAGCAAAUGAAUCUCCAACAGCAGCCCAAAAAGGAACUAAUUAUCAAUGAAAUCCUGGUCAUGAGGGAAAAUAAAAAUCCCAAUAUUGUUAACUAUUUAGACAGCUACCUUGUUGGUGAUGAGCUGUGGGUGGUGAUGGAAUACUUGGCUGGAGGCUCUUUAACCGAUGUUGUCACCGAGACCUGCAUGGAUGAAGGACAGAUAGCUGCUGUCUGUCGGGAGUGCCUGCAAGCCCUGGAUUUCCUUCAUUCCAACCAAGUGAUCCAYAGAGACAUCAAAAGUGACAAUAUUCUUCUUGGGAUGGACGGAUCUGUCAAAUUGACUGAUUUUGGCUUCUGUGCUCAGAUCACCCCUGAGCAGAGUAAACGGAGCACAAUGGUGGGGACUCCUUACUGGAUGGCACCAGAAGUUGUAACAAGGAAAGCAUAUGGCCCCAAAGUGGACAUCUGGUCGCUUGGGAUCAUGGCAAUAGAAAUGGUGGAAGGAGAACCUCCUUACCUUAAUGAAAAUCCUCUCAGGGCGCUGUAUCUGAUAGCUACAAAUGGGACGCCGGAGCUGCAGAACCCGGAGCGGCUCUCGGCCGUGUUCCGAGACUUUCUCAACUGCUGCCUGGAGAUGGAUGUGGACAGGCGAGGGUCUGCCAAGGAGCUUCUGCAGCAUCCAUUUUUAAAAUUAGCCAAGCCGCUGUCGAGCCUGACUCCCCUGAUCAUUGCAGCGAAGGAAGCGAUUAAGAACAGCAGCCGCUAGCACUGCAGGUCGGCUUUCUGCCCUGCCAGCUCGGAGCAGGACUGAGAACACAAACUCUGUAAAACCUCAACUCUCAUGCUGCGGGACAGAUGGAUGGAUGAACAAACCAACGGUCACAGUCAUGGUGGUAGGACCACCCCAGUUCCUCAAGGAGUAAAAAAUUAUCAUUUGUCUUCUUCCUGCUUUCUGGCUCCUUAAUUUAUUUUUAAGAUGAAUCGGGGCUAAGGACAGAGAGGUAAUGACAGAAAAUGCUUUGCUGCCUCAAUCAUUUCCAAGGUAAAGCAAAUCCAGUUGGAAGAUUCCCUUCCUUCUCACCCUGUGAAUAAGCUGUACAUUCACUUUUAAAUUGUCAGUUCUUUCUAAACGAUGUAAAGUCGUGUUUAUGGGGUUUUUGGUAUGGUUUGGAAUUGGAGAAGGGCAAUUCUUCAUUCAUCAACUCCAGACUGCACUGCCUUUUGAAUACAGCCCACUCACCAGUUUUUGCCCAGUCAUGGUACUUCUAGAUGCGGAAGAAAGUGCAAUUGCAUUUCCAACCAAAAAGGAAGAGUGGGACAGACAAAACAUCCUGUGGAGAUACAGGCGUUCAGCUGGGACUGUUUCGGUUCUUGCCAAUUGGAUUGAUACCCCUAACUGCAAUCUCUUUGCCUGGGUGAGAGUCUUACUCAGCUGAAAAAGCAGGAAGAUCAGUUGGUGUGCUCGGGAUGCAGAGCUGUCAGAGCAAUGUUGGGGAGAGCAGACCCAGCCAUACCUGGUGCUGAGCACCAGCAGAGCCCUGGCAGAGCCCAGAGCAGCCUGAGCAUCGGCAAAGCCAGGCUGGAAGGAGGUGCUGGUAGCAACAAGCGACAGCAGCCCUGCCCUGGGUGCCUCUCCCUGGGACAGGACUAAUCACUCUGUCUCAGAGCCAAACUGGCUGUAGGCUGCUCCCCAGGGGAAGCGUGGCCAUGCUGUGAAAUGCAGAGCCUGAUGGGAUUGGCCAUCCUGAGUCUCAGCAGGAUUGGAGAAGGACAAGCAGAACAGAGCAGUGGUGUCACUUCUGAGGGUGCCUAUUCUCCUCCCAGCUGUCUUGUAGCUCCUGGGAAAGGUUCAUAGUGUCUGGAAUUGUCAGCAGAGGAGGAGGGAGCUGGGCUGCUCCCCAGGCUCCUGCACAGCUGAUUGUCCUUUAGGCACAGAAGUUCUGCCCUGGGAAUCAAAGCUGACACGAGGGACAACCUGCACAGUUGAGAUCUGCUGGAGCCAUUGCAGCAGCCAGCUCUGGAAGGAAGCGCCUUAAAACCUGGAGUUGCCCCCUGAGGAUGAGCAAAGGUGUGAAAURCAGAGUGGAUUGCAGAAUUACUGAGAGGCACCAGGCCAGCCUGCUUUCUGCUGUCCUAUGUAUGGCAAGCACUGCAUAGUGAAGCUUGAGCUGCUGCAAGAGAGGGAAUCGAGCACGUGCCUGACAAUUGUGCUUGACUAGUCAGCGGAUUUGGAAGGGAGCAGAAYAGUUUCAGUAUACAAUUUGUGYUUUAUUUAUUCGUUUCUGAAAGAMMCAAUGUGGCUUCACUCAGUAAAAGCAUUUGCACGGCGUAUUUGUUGCUGAAUUUUAGGAGUACAACUCAUGCAAGACCUUCAAAACAGCAACUGARGCAACACRCACCUGGUAAGCAAAAAMGCUCCCACAGUAAAACUGCUUUCUGCUAUAGAUCUUCAUGCUGGCCUGGUUCCUGCAAAGGGUUAAGCAGCCUUUAAGGCACUCACCGCCUUCAUGUCUUGCCAGCAGGAACGAAGGAUGCUUGGGCUGUUCUUGAAUCAGGCCAGGAGCUUGUCUGCCUUUGGCAUCCUGUUUAGUUGCAGCCUUUGUGUGGCAAGCGUCCUGACUGCUGCUCCCCUUGCUCAUGCUGGCCGUCCCAGUGUCCUUGGCAGAGGCAAAAGGCAAAGCAACACUYCUUGAGUUACCACAACUAAGUAGGAAUUAACUUUUCUUCUUUUCCUGGGGAGCACAACAGGUCCAGUUUUUCAGAUGGCCAAAUAACACAUCAAGGCGAGCAGCUCUGGUUUCCUGAGCUGGGGGAACACCAGGAGGAGCCGAGGGAGCUGCCAGGAGCCCACAGCUGGAGCGACAGUGGCUGACAGGACCUGGAGCAGUGGCUGCCAAGCUUUACCCCCAGCAAGGAAGCCACUGGCAAGUGGCAGUGGCCAGGAUAGGCCAACAGGCCAGAGCAGAGCAGAUUGUGCAGAAGGCCAUGCAGGAUGGUACUGAAGCCCUUGACCAGUGGUGUCCACCCAACAGAAAGCAAUGGCUUCUCUAAACUCUGCACCCACCACGACUGACACGACUGCCCAGACAGAGCUGCGGUGGGAUGGUGCUGCCAGCCAGGAGUCACCUGCAGGCUGGGCCCUGCUCUUAGGCCAGUCCUGGUGGCAGCAGUGUGGGUCCAGCUGUGGGACAUGUGCCUGGGAAGAGGAGCUCCUCCGCUUUGGGCCAGUUGCAGCAGGAGGCAAAAGAGGGGCAGGAGCAUCUGAGGUCACCGAGCCCCUUUCCAUCAUUUACCAGUGGCCCUGGCUAAGGGGGAGAUCCCAGGUGAUGGGAGGAGGGCAAAUGUGACAUUGAUCUACAUGAAGGAGGCUCUGGGGAGCUACAGGUCUGUCAGCCUGACCUCAGUGCUGGGAAAAGCCAUGGRGCAGAUCAUCUGGAAUGUCAUCACACAGCACAUACAGAACAACCAYGGAAUCAGGCCCAGCUCAUGUGGGUUUUUGAAAGGCAGGUGCUGCCUGACCAGCCUGAUCUCCUUUUAUGACUAGGGCAUGAGGAGAAAGGCUAUGGAUGUCUACCUGGAAUUUAGUAAAGCCUUUAACAGUGUUUCCCUCUGCUUUCUCCUGGAGAAACUGGCUGCUCGUGGUUUGGAUGGGGAUACUGUUCUCUGGGUAAAAAACUGUCUGCAUGGCUGGGCCCAGAGAGUGGUGGGGAAUGGAGUCACAUCCAGCAGGGGCUGGCACCAGUGCUGUGCACCAGGGCUGGGACUGGGACCAGUUGUGUUGAAUAUCUGUAUCAGUGGUCUGGACGAGGGGAUUGAGGGCACUCUCAGGCAGGUAGCACCAAGCUGGGUGGGAGUGUUGAUCUCCUGGAGGACAGGAAGGCUCUGCAGAGAGAUCUGGACAGGCUGGAUCAAUGGCCUGAGGCCAGCUGCAUGAGGUUCAACAAGGCAAAGGGUCAAUCCUGCGCUGGGGUCACACAACUCCCUGCAGUGCUCCAGGCUUGUCUGGAAAGUGCCUGCUGGGAAAGGACCUGGGAGUCCUGGUCAAGAGCAGCUGAACAUGAGCCAGCAGUGCACAACUACCUGAAAAGAGGGUGGAGCAGUGGGGGAAUCGGCCUCUUCUCCCAAAUAACAAGGGAUGGGACAAGCAGAAAUGGCUGCAAAUUGCACCAGGGGAGGUUUAGACUGGAUAUAGGAAAAAUUACUUCAGUGAAAGGAUGGUCAAGUAUUGGAACAGGCUAUGCAGGGCAGAGGUUGAGUCACCAUCUCUGGAGGGAUUUAAAAGGUGUCUAGAUGUGGCAUGUGGGGACAGGUUUAACAGUGGACUUGGCAGUGCUGGGUUGAUGGGUGGACUCGAUGAGCUCAGAGGUCUUUUCCAGUCUUUUCCAACCUGAACGAUUCUGUUCUGUUUAGAAGACUUUGUUUCUCUUGUGAGGUCGCAUUGUUGUCUGUCAGCUCAAGAUCUCUGUCUGUAGGAGAAGCUYCCUUGSGRAAGAGUAAUUGGGGCUGGAGAUGGGCUGCUCUCAAUGUGUAAAAAUUGAUCAGGAUGRAACAUGUUUGUAUUCCUGUAAGAAGUGAAGAAAUGAGUGAGUUUCUGUUUCCAGUAURUCUUUUAUUUUUACUUAUCCACAAAAGAACAGACAGCCGUCCUUUAAAAGGAAAGCAYUUUGCAAUGGCACAUGUUUGCUGGACAUACUGUCUAAAUACUUCUGUUGACAAACUACACUAUUUGAUUGGGGAAGAGGGGAAUUUCCUAUUUAUUUCCUUUACCUGUAAGUAUUUCAGCAUCUCUACUUUAAAAAAAGAAAACCUACCACCACAACUUUCCAGAAAWAAGCAGGUAYRAA